This is a messenger RNA of Eimeria mitis, 2001 nucleotides long. RefSeq lists its product as uncharacterized. The coding region runs from base 1 to 2001 and encodes 666 amino acids. The transcript has 7 exons. NCBI's taxonomy places the organism in Eukaryota, Apicomplexa, Conoidasida, Eucoccidiorida, Eimeriidae. The record is from RefSeq and is a predicted model, not a curated record.
AUGGACGCGCGCAGCCUCAAGGGUUUUUCGCUUGACCAGGGGCCCCCAACCCCAGCUGGGGGGCCCCCCGGGGGCCCCCCGGGGGCCCCCAGGGGCCCCCCAGUACCCGAUACAUUCUCAGCGCAGUGCUAUAUGCCUAUACAGCUGCUGCAGCAGCAGCAGCUGCUGCAGCUGCAGCAGCAACUGCAGCAGCAGCAGCAGCAGCAACAACAGCAGCAGCAGAACCAACAGGACCCCUCCUUAGCUCCUUUGAGGCAGCAGCAAUUGCUGCAGCAGCAACUGCUGCAGCAGCAACUGUUGCAGCAGCAGCUGCUGCAGCAGCAGCAGCAGCAACAACAACCCCAUACAACCUCACCACCGCAUCAGCAGCAAACGAAUAACCCACAGCAGCAGCUGCUGCUACAGCUGCAGCAGCUGCAGCAGCAGCAGCAGCAGCAGCUGCAGCAACACCAGCAACAGCAACUGCAGCAGCAACUGCAGCAGCAACAGCAACCAGACCUCCAGCAGCAGCAGCUGCAGCACGAACAGCAAGAGCAGCAGCAGCAGCAACUGGCGAUGCAUUCUCAGUCCCCAGAGCAGCAGCAGCAGCUGCUGCAGCAACUGCAGCAGCAACAGCAGCAGCAGCAGCAGCAGCAGCAAGACCAGCAGCAGAAGCGCAGCAGCAGGACUCGCAAGCCGCAGCAAAAACGCCAGCAGCAGCAGCAGCAGCAGCAGCAGGAAAGCAUAUACAAAAAGACAUACACAAACAACAACAGGCGCGCAAGGGCCUCGGGAGAAGCAGCAGCAGCAGCAGCAGCAGCUGCUGCUGCUGCUGCUGCAGCAGCUAAUGAUGCAGCAGCAGCAGCAGCAACAGGAACAGCAGCAACAGCAACAGCAGCAACGCCAGGCGAUGCAUCUAUUGGACAGGCAGCAGCAGCAACAGCAACUGCAGCAGCAGCAGCAGCAGCAGCAGCAGCAGGAGAGCCUGCGAUAGGCAGCAGCAGCAAUACAACCCCCACAAGCCUUCUUCGUUCUGCUGCUGCUGAGCAUGCAGCAGCAGCAGCAGCAGCAGCAGCACCUGCAGCAGCAGCAGCAACAGCAGCAACAACAGCAGGAUCAGUGGGAUCUUCAUCUCCAGAAGCAGCAGCAGCAACAGCAGCAGCAUCAGCAGCAGCAGCAGCAGCAGCAGCAGCAGCAGCAGAAGGGAGCGAAGGAGACGGUCCUUCUCUGGGUUUGCUGCAGCAGCUGCCAGUGGGUGACGACUCAGCAGCAGCAGCAGCAGCAGCAGCAGCAGCACAACAGCAGCAGCAAUCCCCCUCAACAGCAGCAGCAGCAGCAGCAGCAGCAGCAGCAGCAGCAGCAGCAGCAGCAGCACAGGGCAACAGAAAGGAAUGGGAUGCACCAGAGCUGAGACAAUACCUCAGAGAGCGAGACCUGCGGGCCUACGCGCUGUGGCAGCAGGCAGUGCAGCGGCGAGACCUGCGGGCCUACGCGCUGUGGCAGCAGGCGGUGCAGCGGGUGCUGGAUGAGGGGGGGAGAGAAGCAGCAGCAGCAGCAGCAGCAGCAGCAGCAGCAGGACAGUUGAACGUCCUCAGCAACAAAAAAAGCAAAAAGAGCAGCAAAGAAUCCCUCCUAGAACCCCCCAAAAGGCUGCUGCGGCAUGAGCCCUUCGAUGAGCAGCUGGCGCUGCAGCACUACCAGCUGCUGCAGCAGCAGCAGCAGCAGCAGGAAGAAGAGAUACCCGCAGUGAAGUCUGAGGACAGCAGCAGCAGCAGCAGCAGCAGCAGCAGCAGCAGCAGCACGAACAACAGCAACAUGGUAGCGGUUGAUGAGGGGUGCAGCAACAGAUCUGCACCAGCAGCAGCAGCAGCAGCAGUAGCAACACCAUCUACAGCAGCAGCAGCAACAGGUACAGCAGCAGCAGCAGCAGCAGCAGCAGCAGCAGCAGUUCCCCGAGGCUUUGCGGAAGCAGCAAAAGAGGAAGACGAUGACGCCCCAGAUCAGCCCACUGCACCGUCAUAG